CUUGGAAAUCUGAAAGAGCAUUUACAAAGCUGAGCUACAGUUUCUUGAAGUUGCAAGUAGACUCAAUAUUGCUUCGAAGGAAGACCGAUACCAGAAAAAAUGGCGGACAGUGUCGUUUCUUUGCUCUUAGAGACGCUGAAUCAGCUGCUGGACCAAGAUGCUGACCUGCUUCUUGAGGUGGAGGACGAGAUAAGGUCGUUUCAUGUGGAGCUUGGAUUGGCAAGUGGCUUCAUUAGGAACUCCGAGGGUCAAGGGAAUGCCCAAGCGGUGAGAGAUUUGGCGAAGAAAAUCAGCGACGUUGCUUAUGAGGCAGAGGGCGACAUCGACAUGUUGGCUGUCGAUGUCGCCAAGCAAAGGAUGAGGGGCAAGUUUGGGAAAUUAAUUUAUGGCUUUCGCCACAGAAGCAUGCUCAACCAUGUUUCGAAAAAGAUCAACGGCAUCACGAAGCGAGUCAGAGAAAUUUAUGGCAACAAAGUCUCAAACAGCAAACAAAACGGCACCGGUAGCAGCCAGACAUUUUUUACAGGUGACCGGAAAAUCAAGGAAGUUGAUUUGCCAUGCUUUCCCAAAGUGCUGGAGACUCUGUUGGAUCAACUGAAGAAGGAGGACGGGCAGCGUGAGAUUAUUUCAAUUGUUGGAGAGGUCGGCAUCGGCAAGACUGUUCUUGCCAAGAAGAUCUACAACAACAUUUCGGUUCAGGGUCACUUUGAUUGCCUUGUUUGGGUUCAUGUUUCCCGGGAUUGCAAAGCUGGAGAGUUGCUGAACAAAAUUUUAGAGCGUUUUCAGCGUCCGGUGGCUGCAGAAGACAUGAAAGAGGAAGAUUUGCGGAAGAAGCUGUCUGAGUACUUACAAAAUAAGCGAUAUCUCAUUGUCAUGGAUGACCUGCGGAAAAUAGAAGGAUGGGACAAGGUAGAACAAGCCUUUCCUGAUGAUGGGAAAGGAAGUAGAAUCUUGCUCACAUGUCGGCCUGAGUAUGAGGAUCCCCAAGGAAGGCCACCCAUUUCCCAUUCACUUGGUCUGCUUAAUGAUAAAGAGAGCUGGAAUUCCCUUUGUGAUGGAAUCUUCACUGCAGGAAUAUGUGCUCCAAAGUUUGAAGUACCCGGAGAACAGAUGGCACAAAAAUGUAAGGGGUCACCUCUCUCCCUUGCAUUUUUAGGCCAUUUGUUAGUAAUGCAGCGGCAAAAUGUUGAGGCAUGGUACAAAUUAGCGAAUUAUUUAAAUACAUUCUCUAUUGAGGGUAGCGAUGAGCAUAGCAUAAACCUGCUUCUAAGCUAUGUCCAUGAAAAUUUACCCAAUCACUUGAGCCUCUGCUUUCUCUAUUUUGGUAUGUUCCCAGAAGGAGCUGAAAUCCCCGUAAGGCAAUUGAUCCAAUUCUGGAUAGCAGAAGGGUUUAUUCGGCAAAAGGGUAGUACAAAGAUGGAGGAUGUUGGGGAGCAAUACUUGGAGGAGCUCAUCAGACUCAACUUGAUCCAGGUGACUGCAAGGAGGACAGACGGUGGAGUGAAGACUUGCAGCAUCCAUGAUCUUUUCCGGAAGUUCUGCAUUUCCAAGGGUAGAGAAACGAAAUAUCUUGCAAUAUUGCUAGAGAAUUUAAGUGGUGCUGAUCAUGAAAAGACAUUUAGAAGACUGGCCAUUCAUGUCACCUCUUCAGAGGGUGUUUUCACAAAACUCCGCCGGUGUUCAGAUGUCCGUUCUUUCCAUUAUUCUGUCCUGGGUACUGAUCAUCAUGCUCCGCUUCCCACUGCUCGGUGGAGUACACUUUACAAAGGCUUCAAAUUGCUCAGGGUGUUGAACCUUGGGAUGAUAAAUGUGUCCAGAGUUCCUGAUGAGGUUGGAAGGCUAAUUCAUUUGAGGUACUUGAGGAUAAGAGCUCCGGAUAUGAAGCAUGUUCCUUCCUCUAUAUGCAAUCUUGUAAAUCUUCAGACACUGGACAUGAGAGAGUCUAGCUUGAGCAACUUGCCGGAAGGGAUUUGGAAGCUGCAGCAACUACGGCAUCUGCACUUGUGUCGGCUCCUUAAUUUUUGUGGUCAAGGAAAUGAUGAGAAAUCUCUUGGGAAACUCCAAACCUUGUCUUGCAUACGUCCCCAUAAAGACAUGAAGCGCCUUAUGGUCAAGGCCAAGUUCCCCAAUGUUAGAAAACUAAAACUAGAUAGCCAAGACCCGAAUGAAACGGCUGAAUUCCUUGAAAGCCUUGACCAUCUAUACCACCUCCAAUCACUCAAAAUUGUUUCAGCUUCUAAACUUCCUGAUUCAAAUGCAUUCCCCUUGACACUCACCAAAUUAACUUUGCAGGAUACAUCUCUUGUGGAAGAUUGUGUAAAAACACUAGAGAAGCUGCCUAAUCUUCGUGUACUGAAACUUCUACAAAAUUCUGUUAAUGGAGUGGAGAUUAAUUUCGGUGCAGGUGGGUUUGCUCAGCUCCAAAUCCUCCAAAUGGUGGAACUGAAAAUAACUACAUGGGUACUAGGAAGAAAGGCAAUGGUGAAUCUUCGACAUCUGGUCAUCAGUAAAUGUGAUCGUUUGGAGAAUAUUCCAGAUAACCUGAAGAGCUUGGGUAAUCUACAAAUAGUCGAGGCUGUUUGGCCCUCUACAAAUCAGAUAGAGACCCUUCAAAAAAUCCUGGGUAAGGAUGGGCCUAAGAUAAUGAUAACACCUGCAGAUAUGUCUGUUGCAUCAACUUGAAGAUGGUUGUUACGUGGUCCAAUGAGAGAUCCUAGAAGAUGGCAGAGUUGGGAGCAAGUCGUGCAGUAUUUGAAAAUUUGUAUUUGUGUAUGGGGUCUGUUAGGUUAGUGUUUGUUGGGUGUUUUAUUUGGUUGGCAGUCUUAUGGAUAGCACUGUGUUCAGCGUUGGGUAGGAAUAAAUUAAUAUUUUGGAUGAAGAUAGACUUAAUAGAAGUUGAGUUGUGGCACCUUUGAAGUUCUUUCACGUGGGAAUCUCUUCAUUGUGCGUAGUUCUUGAAUAAUGCGCGACUAUGGAAUAAAAGUA
Corylus avellana is the source of this 2985-nucleotide messenger RNA. RefSeq names its product putative disease resistance protein At1g50180. Lineage: Eukaryota; Viridiplantae; Streptophyta; Magnoliopsida; Fagales; Betulaceae. The record is from RefSeq and is a predicted model, not a curated record. Gene Ontology annotation, biological process: defense response to other organism. Gene Ontology annotation, molecular function: ADP binding.